GCUUUGCGUAUAAUCCAUAUCCACCAAUUUUAACUGGAUCCUGAAAACGCAGCGUUCUACUGCCUCUCCCUGCCCUUUGGGUGCAAAACGACAUCGUUGUGGUUACUGUGGAGUGUGGGUGGCAGCGGAUAAGAUAAAAGCAUCAAAUUUCUUGUUUUCAGCUGGAGAAGUAAUUUGCUUUCCAUACUCCGGUAUUGCGAGGAAUGGAUACUUUGUCGUGUUUGGUGUUGAAACCACCAGCUCCUACGAGGUUAUUUGGUUCGAGGCUUUCUCAAAUCGCAGCUUUUGGCUCUGCAACGUUUCUUUCUAGCUUAACGUUUCCUUCUUCAAUGGACUAUCAACUUCCAAGAACUACUGCAAAACGCUCUUUCAAACCCAUCAAAGCGUCGUCUUCAGCAGUUCCCACAACCCCAUCAACAACUGCGACGGUUAUAAACACAACCACCACUGUCUCUCCCAAAAAGGUUUUGGUUCCAAUUGGAUUUGGUAUAGAGGAAAUGGAAGCUGUUAUAUUGGUUGAUGUUCUGCGCCGUGCUGGUGCAGAGGUGACCAUGGCCUCAGUGGAACCGCAGCUUGAGAUUCAAGCAUCCGGUGGCACUAGAUUGGUUGCUGAUACAACCAUCUCCACCUGUACUAAUCAAGUUUUUGAUCUCGUGGCAUUGCCAGGAGGAAUGCCUGGUUCUGCACGAUUAAGAGAUUGUGAAAUUCUCAAGAAAAUUACAAGUAAACAAGCUGAGGAAAAGAGGCUGUAUGGAGGUAUAUCUACUGCUCCAGCAGUCACAUUUCUCCCUUGGGGUCUCUUGAGGAGGAAGCGGAUAACUUGCCACCCUGCAUUCUUUGACAAGCUUCCAACCUUCUGGGCUGUCAAAUCAAAUAUUCAAGUUUCGGGAGAGCUUACAACAAGCCAGGGCCCUGGAACUUGUUUUCUGUUUGCUCUGUCCUUAGUUGAUCAGCUUUUUGGGGAGUCUGUGGCCAAGGCGAUUGCAGAAGUGUUGUUCAUGCAUUCUGCUGAUGAUAAACCGAGAAAGGAAGAGUUCAACAAAGUUGACUGGGCUGUUGACCACGCUCCUCAUGUUCUAGUUCCAGUUGCAAAUGGUUCAGAGGAGAUUGAAGUAGUUACUAUCAUAGACAUUUUACGUCGAGCGAAGGUGGAUGUUGUGGUCGCCUCAGUUGAAAAAUCAGUUAAAGUUACAGCAUCUCUGGGUGUAAAAAUCAUUGCUGACAAGUUAAUUGGUGAUGCUGCAGGGUCAAUAUAUGACUUAAUCAUUCUUCCGGGAGGAGUUGCUGGUGCUGAACGGCUACAAAAAUCUAGGAUUCUCAAGCAGUUACUCAAAGAACAAGAUGCGGCUGGAAGAAUAUGUGGAGCAGUUUGCUCUUCUCCCACAGUCCUGCACAAACAUGGUUUGGUGAAGGAAAAGAAAGUCACUGCUCAUCCCUCUACCAUUAGGGAACUCACCAAUGUAAUAGAUGGUCCCAAAGUGGUUAUUGAUGGUAAACUGAUCACAAGCAGGGGCCUAGCUACUGUUUCAGAUUUUGCACUGGCUAUUGUGAGCAAGUUUUUUGGCCAUGCAAGGGCUAGAGGUGUUGCAGAAGGCCUCGUUUUUGAGUACCCCAGGAGUUAGAAGAUCUAAUUUGAGUCAUUUCAGAUGAAUGGCAAUUUUUCCAGAUGCCAUUAAGAUAUUAAGAUGAGGUUAUAAUCCCUCAACUUGGUCGGCUAGUGGAAGGAGAAAACCAUCACAAAAACAUGCUCCAUGUGAGUAUGAGUUGAGUAUCCUCCCUUUUUGGUGUAUAUGCCAUGUCUUAAACAGAGGUCACACCUGCCUGUUAGGUGCAAAGCAGCAAAAUGACAAAUGUUGACUUAUCAAUUGUCAUAGCCAUAUUCGGGUGAUGAGCUGCUACUAAAUCUUCAAAUAUCUACCGAUGUGGCAAACCAACCUACAGGUAGUUUGAUAUUUUAAUAGAACCUACUAUCAGUAAAAGGCCUGAUAUGCUAACGAGUUCUGAUACUUCAAAAUUCAAUUUUUUCUCUCGAUAUAGAUCAUAUGUGUUGCCUUAGGUGAACUGGAAAUUGCAAUUGCAACGGCCUUUUCCGGGAAUCCGAAUAAUGUAAUAUUUUGGGUGGGGGGAUGAGGGGAAUGAAGGCUGCAGAUUCCCUACUGUUAUAAUAUUGUUUGACUCUCAUCAACAAGAUGAAAAACGUUAGUUAAGGGUCUAAUCUGACUAUGAUGUACCAGUUUUAGGCCAAUUUAUGUCUUUCAGGAGCAUUUAGAUUUUUGUAAGCAUUGUCAUUUUUGGAUAUUUGGAUUCUAUCUCACCAAACAUCAUGUUUCUCUGCAGUCAUUUUCUUCCAAAGGUUCCUGUAGUCUCCUAGGUAAAGAAUUAUUAAGGUAGUAUAUGCUUUGGGGGGCCGAAUCAAAUUGGAAAGUGGAUGAGACAUCCACGUAGGUGGGAUAAAGGAUUCCGAUGGAUGAGGCUGGGAUUAUCGCCAUCUGGCUACGGGAUUAGAAGAUGUCUCAUAACACGACAAAAAUAUAAUGGCCUUUUCUGUUGACUUUUCGAAAUACAAACGUGCACGACUUUUGUUCUUUGUUUAGGUUGUUCAAGAAACCAUAAACCCAAAAAUAUCAAAUCAUGGUUCCAACGCCAUCCCCAAAAAAAAUAAAAAAUAAAAAUAAAAUCAAUGGAGCAAUUGGUUUCUAAGCACCAGGAGUCACUAGCUAAAAAACAAUGCUAA
This is a messenger RNA of Durio zibethinus, 2734 nucleotides long. RefSeq names its product Class I glutamine amidotransferase-like superfamily protein (gene DJ1C). The record is from RefSeq and is a predicted model, not a curated record. NCBI's taxonomy places the organism in Eukaryota, Viridiplantae, Streptophyta, Magnoliopsida, Malvales, Malvaceae. Gene Ontology annotation, cellular component: cytoplasm. Gene Ontology annotation, biological process: glyoxal metabolic process.